AUGUCCGGUCUUUUGCAAAGUUUCCGUAUUUUAUGCAAAGAUUUCCACAAGACGCGGCUACCCAAAAGACUGAGCGUUGCGUUGUUUUCAGCGAAGCCACCCCGGCAAGGCAUUGUCAAAGAAACAGAUCCCAAAACUGGAACUCUUAAAACGAAAAAAACCCCCAUAGCUCAAAAAAUCACCCUGGUGUCUCAAGCUGCCGUCGAUGUAAUCACGUUACAAGAAGCCGAGAAUUUGUCUAAACGUCGCGACAUGAAACUGGUGAAAAUUGUAGACGCAGAUGCGAAAACGGAACGACCGGUGUAUAAGUUGAUGACUGGGGCUGAAUAUCACGCAGAGGAUUUAAAACAGAGGGAAAGGAAUAAGCUGGAGAGACAACAGCGUAGUACUAAGGGGGAGAAAGUGCUCUUGCUUAACACGAGGAUAACGCCGCAUGAUCUGAUGAUACACCUACGGAAGGCCUUGAAGUGGAUAAGAAAGACGUAUGAAGUGAGAGUGAUUAUAAGUGGAGGUGGGAGCAGUGCAGAGGCUGCUGAAAAAAUUUACAGCGAUAUUGAGCAAUACUUUAAAACGGAAGAGGGCGAUGCCAAGCUGGUCCAGAAGAAGUGUAAAGGAUCUGAUAUUAAGUUUCAGAUAACGCCGCCGAGACAUAAAGACACGACCAAUCAGUUAUGACUAGUUGCAGGAGUCAUUGGAGUGUUAAUGAUUGUUAAAUAUUUGAUUUGGGGAAGACUGUACAAAAAGUAUAUUAAAAAAACGUAAUAAAGAUAUUUUAUUAAAAGUGA
Messenger RNA from Zophobas morio, 785 nucleotides. RefSeq names its product translation initiation factor IF-3, mitochondrial (gene mIF3). NCBI's taxonomy places the organism in Eukaryota, Metazoa, Arthropoda, Insecta, Coleoptera, Tenebrionidae. Gene Ontology annotation, biological process: mitochondrial translational initiation; ribosome disassembly. The record is from RefSeq and is a predicted model, not a curated record. Gene Ontology annotation, molecular function: translation initiation factor activity; ribosome binding. The transcript has 2 exons. Gene Ontology annotation, cellular component: mitochondrion. The coding region runs from base 1 to 675 and encodes 224 amino acids.